UUGAGAUUGAACUUUCUACCCCACAGAUAUGGGCAGAAAGAACCAGACGAUAGCCACAGAAUUCCUCCUCCUGGGAUUCUCUGAACAGUCAGAGCAAGAAGAGGUUGUCUUUGGGCUGUUCUUGGGGGUGUACAUGGUCACCAUUUCUGGGAACCUUCUCAUUAUCCUGGCCAUCAGCUGUGACUCUCAUCUCCACACACCCAUGUACUUCUUCUUGGCCAACCUCUCCAGUGUCGACAUCUGCUUUUCCUCAGUCACCAUCCCCAAGGCUCUGGUGAAUCACAUGGUGGGAAGCAAGUCCAUAUCUUACACAGAGUGUAUGACCCAGAUCUAUUUCUUUAUCACAUUCAUCAACAUGGACAGCUUCCUCCUGAGUGUGAUGGCCUAUGACCGCUAUGUGGCUAUUUGUCAUCCACUCCACUACACCCUGAUGAUGAGGCCCAGACUCUGUGUCCUCCUGGUGGCCAUACCAUGGGUCAUCACAAACCUGCAUGCUCUCUUGCACACUCUCCUCAUGGUUCGACUCACCUUCUGUUCUCACAAUGCAGUGCACCACUUCUUCUGUGACCCAUAUCCUAUCCUGAAGCUCUCUUGUUCUGACACCUUUAUCAAUGAUGUCACAGCCUUCACUGUGGGUGGGCUGACCUCUGUCCCACCAUUCAUGUGCAUCAUUGUCUCGUAUGCCUAUAUCCUCUCCCAUGUACUGAAGUUCCCAUCCAUUCAGGGGAUAAGAAAAGCCCUGUCCACGUGUGGGUCCCACCUCACCGUGGUCUGCCUUUUCUAUGGAGCGAUCCUGGGGGUCUAUAUGCACCCUUCAUCUACAUACUCAGUGCAAGACAUGGUGGCCACUGCCAUUUUCACUGUGGUGACACCCAUGGUCAAUCCCUUCAUCUACAGCCUGAGGAAUCACGAUGUCAAAGGAGCCCUAAAGAAACUCAUAUUUAGGAGACUCAGUUCUUCAAAAUUCUACAGCUAG
Messenger RNA from Myodes glareolus (Bank vole), 976 nucleotides. Its product is annotated as olfactory receptor 1f45-like. Gene Ontology annotation, cellular component: membrane. Gene Ontology annotation, molecular function: G protein-coupled receptor activity; olfactory receptor activity. Lineage: Eukaryota; Metazoa; Chordata; Mammalia; Rodentia; Cricetidae. The record is from RefSeq and is a predicted model, not a curated record. Gene Ontology annotation, biological process: G protein-coupled receptor signaling pathway.